Xiphophorus maculatus (southern platyfish) is the source of this 2311-nucleotide messenger RNA. RefSeq names its product gap junction protein delta 3 (gene gjd3). NCBI's taxonomy places the organism in Eukaryota, Metazoa, Chordata, Actinopteri, Cyprinodontiformes, Poeciliidae. The coding region runs from base 502 to 1332 and encodes 276 amino acids. Gene Ontology annotation, biological process: cell communication. The record is from RefSeq and is a predicted model, not a curated record. The transcript has 2 exons. Gene Ontology annotation, cellular component: connexin complex.
GCCUGGGCUGUGUGGCGUUAGCGACUGACGGGCUUUUGUAAUGCCUUCGGGUUCAUCCCGCGAUCUUUAAGCCCUUGAGGCUUGAGGAAAUCAUUCGUGUCGAAACAAGUAUGCGGACAGAUCAGACCGGACCUGUUUUGUCGUCUUGUAGCUUGUAGGAGGUACUGUAAAUGACAUGGCAUUUUAUCUCUACUGGCAGUCGGUGUGUUUUAAAGGCAGCAGGUGGUUGAGGACUACAUCAUUUUUAAAAGAAGAUUCAGAUUUGAAGAGGACAUACAGAUUUUUAAAAAUUUGUUUCUUGGCAGAAAAGAACUGGACAAAAGGAAACUGUUAAUUAACAACAACACAAUGAAGUAACCUUUGAACCACACUUUCAGUCCUGAGCAGGAUAUAUUAGUGUCCCAUUCAGUUUCUUUUUAAGCCAGAGACACUUUUCAUUGUGUGAGGCACAGGUGAAGACAUCUCCAGCCUCCCUCUGACAGAUCCCUGACCUCUGCAGCCAUGGGUGAAUGGGGGUUCCUCGGGAGCGUCUUCGACAACCUCCAGGCUCACUCUCCGAUGCUCGGACGCUUCUGGCUCUUCCUCAUGCUCAUGUUUCGGAUCCUAAUCCUGGGGACUGUGGCCAGCGACCUGUUUGAGGACGAACAAUUGGAGUUUACCUGCAACACCCUCCAGCCGGGCUGCAAGCAGGUGUGCUACGACAAGGCGUUCCCCAUCUCCCAGUACAGGUUUUGGGUGUUUCACAUAGUUCUGAUUGCUACGCCGUCCAUAGUCUUCCUCUUGUACGCCACACAUCAAAAUAAAAAAAAAGCCUUGCGGCCCAAGUCGAGGCGCAGCAGCAUUCAGAACUACAAAGACGACCGCCGUUUGAGGAGGCUGUACAUCAUCAACGUCAUCUUUCGAAUCAUAGCGGAGGUGGCCUUCUUGGUGGGCCAGUGCAAGCUGUACAGCUUCAAGGUGCCAGCCCAGUACCCCUGUGAUCGCUUUCCCUGCCCCUACACCGUGGACUGCUUCACCUCCCGCCCUAUGGAGAAAACGAUCUUCCUCUACUUCUACUUUGGCGUGGGGGUCCUAUCUGCCUUUUCUAGCAUUGUAGAGCUGUUCUACAGCUCCAUAAAGUGGUUCUGCUGCAACCAGGAAGACUUUGAUCUGGAAGACAGAGCCUGCAAGAAUCUCCAGAACUUCAGGCAAGAUGAGUCGGGCAAGAAGACGAUGUCAGACAGUGCAUCCGGCAGCGUGCAGCUAAAGAAAGGAUCAGUGAAGAGCAGCAAGACGAUCUCCACUAAAGGCAAGAGAGGCAAAUAUGUGAGCACCAGGACGUGCAUGGUUUGACACGUCAACAUUUCCUGCUCAAAAAAUGUUGGUUUUUUUUAUCUAACGGUGUACGUCAUUUCAUCUUAAAAUGCCAUGUAUGUAUGUGUGACAGAGUUUCCCUGAUUGGAGACAUAAUAAGGAAGCCUUAGGAACGAGGUCAGGAAAUGAGUGUAAAGACGAGGCCUGGUUGACCUGCAGGGAUCGUGAAUCACGCCCAACUCUAAACACUUGAGAGAGAAAAAUCUGACAGCAAGGCCCUUGUUAGACCUGUUUAACGCUUCCUUGGUUGCUGCAGAGCUCACUCUGACACUCUCAUUGUAGUGAAAAAAAUCCACCCUCAAGUGUGCUUUUAUGAAGUGUUUCUCUCCAUCACUGAAAGUGUCUGAAGAGAAACACUCUUCAGACACUUUCAGUGUCUGAAGAGUGUCUGAAGAGUUUUCCAAAAUAGAAAGAAAAAUUUGACAUCAGAAAAAAUACACUUCUGUUGUUUUGUUGUUGAAUGAGUUAGCUGCUUAGCUUAGGCUUUGCUAAAUUUGAGCCAACUCAAAAGCAAUGCUAUAUUUGAAUUUUUGUGAAAGUAUUCUACCUGCUGACAAGUUAGGUUUUUAUUUUACAUUUGUAAGUGUAUUGGUCAUAUGUCAGGCAGAAUUUUUCAGUUUGCUACUUAGAAAUAAAAGUUUAAAAUGUAGUUUACGUCUGCUACUAGCAUAAAUUUGUUUAUUGUGGAUGUAAUUUGAAAAAAGGGCCAUUUUGUUUCUUUUGAAUUUUAUAAAACAGUAUUAUUGUCUACAUUAUACUUUAAAUCUAUAGUAAACAUAAAUGUGACUUGUUUUGGAAAUAAGGCACCGACUUUAGACUGAAGUAAAUACCAUAUGUGAGCAAUACAUAUUACCCAAUACUUUAGCUGAUUUCUUUUUCCAACUGGUUCAAACACAUUUUUAUAUCAGUGGUGGGUCAUCAGGGCCUGCAUGCAGUAUCAAAAUGCCUACCAUUCACA